This is a messenger RNA of Toxoplasma gondii ME49, 10333 nucleotides long. RefSeq lists its product as hypothetical. NCBI's taxonomy places the organism in Eukaryota, Apicomplexa, Conoidasida, Eucoccidiorida, Sarcocystidae. The transcript has 11 exons. The record is from RefSeq and is a predicted model, not a curated record. The coding region runs from base 37 to 9738 and encodes 3233 amino acids.
UCAGACGAAGACCUUCCCAGCCAAGCGAGAUCGAUAAUGUGCACAGCAGCAGCAAAGGCUGCAGCUGAAAAAGCCAAGGCCGCAGCCGCAGCGGCUGCAGAAGUCGCUGUGGCUACUGCUGAGGAGACUUCCCGUUCCAGACGACUGUCUCCUCGAUGUCUUCGAGGAGACAGAACGAACGGACUGCUCGGGGAGAUUCACAGAGAUACUGAAACAGGGGGUCAGGUCCACCCGGCGCCUCAAGGGGAACGCGCUCGGACCAAGACAGAUGAGUUAGGAAGCAGCAAAAACAGUCUCCUUUCGCCUCGUUACCUAUUGUCCAACAGAGACGUGGAGUCGGCCGCAGACCGGCGGCUACCGACACACGAAAAAUACCGAUCUGCGGAAGAAGAAAGCUUCUCGUUACAAGAAAAAGCAGUGGCAAGUGAGGGCAGCUCGGAAGGAAAAAUUCCCUGCCAUGCAGCCGAGGGAGUGAAGAAGAAAUGUAAUAUCACGUCGGAAGAGAAAUUUACCACUGGUGGAGGGGAAGCGGGACUCCUUCGCUCCGCUGCUCUUUCCGCAAGCUCCUCGACAGCACAACGGCCUGGCGUCUCACGAAGGGGAUCACUGGAAAGCAAGAAGAGAAGACAGUCAGACACAUCACAAGUUCUCCUUCCAUGUGGAAGUUCGCGCGGGCUCAUGGAAAAAGGUAGUAUAGGAGGGGAUGAAAAACGUCCUGGAAACGACGUACGCAACACAGACGAGCGACACAACUAUCGCCUAUCAUGGAGAGCAUGCACCGACGUGCAUCGUUGUGAAAUAAGCCCAAAUCGUCUGGACGGAAAAAGCGACGCAGAAAGGAGAAGCCGUUUCGGAGGCACCACCCUCUCCCCUUCUGACUGUCGAGUUCCGUUUUCACAGUCGAAGAGAGCAGAAAGGAGGAAGAAAUUUAGUGAAGCAAGAAUCCGAAUGGUCAACCGCAGUUACGAUAUGUCGAGAGCUUGUUCGCAAGAAGAAUUUGGAGUCCAUUCGUCUUCAGAUGAAACCGAGAGGCGGCGCAGAAAAGUGAAACUUCUGGGAGGACAAGGAGUUCUGCGGAACUUUGAAGCGAGCGUCGAGUCGCCUCUGUGUCAAGCGAGAAGUUGCGAGGGAGACGAAAGCGAGUCUGGAAGGUCAGAGCGUUGUCUCCUGCUGAGGGCACGUGAGGAACGAAGAAGAAAACAGGUGACUCGCGAGAGUAGAGACCGAACCGAGAGCAGAAGGGGGAGGAGAGGCCAGCUGCUGAAGACGAGUGAAGAGACGAACCGAGGAGAGUCGAGGGAGUCUCCGCCUUCUUCGUCGUUCCACUCGAACGCGACAAAGGAGAAAGAAGAAACCGAAGAACGGCUACAGCCUACACAACGAAGCAGAAUCACGAGUGAACCAUGCAAGGAUAGACAGGCGGACGAAAAACACCAGCGCUGCUUGUCCUUCUGUCCUCCUUUGAGACAGAGCAGAAGCAGGGGCGUCGACCGAAGCUGCGAGAGCGAACGAAGCAAAGACACGAGGAAAAUGGAGACACACAUGUUUUCGUAUACCUCCAGUGAGCGCCAUGAAGGGAGUGUAAGCCGUAGAAGUCAGACACCGGCGACAGCCUCCGGUGAAGGGGAAACAGCAGCUGAGGAAAGACCAAUCCUGCCGGAGAAACGAAGACGAUUGUCGGCCUCUCCGAGGGCAUCACAGGCUGAGGCGUCGAGUCCGUCUAACGAAGGAGGCCCUCGGUACAGGAGACACUUUGAACCCACACACGUUGAGCCCACACAGAGAGGAAGGAGCGACCAACAACCUCGUCUCUCGAGACACCCGGUGGAGAUGAAAGUGAGGGAAACAGACACGAGGCUCGACAUCGGCGGAGAGGAAAAACACAAUAAUUCUCCCUCGAAGUGGCUUCUAUCCUUCCCCGGGUUCUCGAUCUCUUCGUCCACCCGAAGCCUGUCCCCGCAGAGAAAUCGACACACACCGCGUUCGACAGAGACAAAGCGGCCGGUCUCUGUCCCUCGUUCUUCUUCUGCUUCUUCUUGCUCGGCGUUCGCUUCCUCUUCACCUUCGUCUUCGCCAUCUCUUUACUCUUCUGCGUCCCUGUCUUCUUCCUCUCUUCCUUCCUCGGCUGUUCCUGGGGCGUGGACUCCGUCUUCUUUCUCGUCGCGUCUCUCUGCCUUCUCCGUCUGGUCCUCGCUGAUCGAGAGCGGAAGCCGAAGUGCAGGCUGUAAGGGAACUCAGGAGCCUCGAGAGAGACAGGAAGAAGACGCCGUGAGUGAACGAGGAGACAGGAGACACUCAGCUCGACAAGGAGGCGCAUCAUGCGGAAGCCUCUUCGACCUCACCCCUGGGUUCCAAGGCCCCGACGCGGCGUCGCCACAACCGUGCUCUCCGACCUUCGGUUUCCGAGAAGAGAAACUCAGCUUGGAGGCAUUCGAAAAUGGGCAGACUGGGAACGAAACCGUCGCGUCUAUGGCCUCAGUCUCUCUUCCACAAGCUUCUCCACUCUCAUCUUUCGCUUCCACAACAGGAGACCUCCGCGGCCAUGCUCUGCCUGUGACGACAAACGCGCCUGUGUGUGCCAGUGUCCCCUGCGAAACGACGCCAUUCUUCUUUCCAGACAACCACGUUCUCUCUCGUCCUCAGAUGGCCUGUUGGCCCUCAACCACACAUUCCACCUCCUGUCCCUCCUCGUCUCUUGUUCCAUCUUCUUCUCUGUCUUCUUCUUCUUCUUUUCGGUAUUCUUCCUCUCUGUCUCCGUCGUCUGUGGCUUCUUCUUCGUCUUCGGCUGCGUCGCUAGGGCCUUCUGUUUCCGAGUCUCGACCUGCGUUAGGUUUGCGCCUCGACCUUCCAGGGGAUUCUGCAGAGCGUGAGAAGGCGUCUGCAUGCGAGGAUCCCUCGUCGCUGGCGUUCUUCUCUCCCACCCUUCUCUCUCCUACCUCUGUGCACCAAGAGGUCGCACCACCGCUCACCGACUCGGCUGAAUCUGCAGCAGUCCAUCUGGAACGCGUCCAGCUCUCCCCCGGCGGUGCCCCGGCUUCGACGGUCGCCUCCCAGAUGCGAAAGGACGCUGGAGAGGCGCUCGGCUCCGCGGCAGCAUGCAUGCAGACCCAGGGGCAUCGACGCUGUUCCUCGCCCUCUCCCCGGUCGUCUUCGUCGUUAAAGCCUUCAGAGUUCACUUCACUUCUUUCUCCCGAGGAAGUAUCCGAGUUCUUUGCCCGAGAGCUGCGACAGAUGUGGCGACACCCGCGCUUCUCUUUCUCGCCGACUCGAUCGACAAACUCAGGUACUUCGCCUGCCGCACCCACAAGUUCUUCCUGCUCCUCUUCAUCUUCUUCUUCCUGUUCCUCUUCAUCUUCUUCUUCCUGUUCCUCUUCAUCUUCUUCUUCCUGUUCCUCUUCAUCUUCUUCUUCCUCGAUUGCCUCAUUUGCUAGUCCCGAGUUGAUGUCGUCGCGAGAACUCGCGUCGGCCGUCUCACCGGCUUCUGCGGGAGACGUUCGAGGUAGAAACGAGGAAAGGAGAGAGGGGGAUAUAAAGAGAGACGAGGGAAAAAGAGACAUCUGCGAGACGUUGGCGAACGGUGCGGAGAUUCGAGAAGGUCAAGAGAACAGCUCAGCGGCUUCUGCGGCAGAGAACCUGAGUUGGCGUUCGUCUCUCGACAGCCCCCUGUCCUCGCCUUCUUCUUCAUUUCUUGACUUUUUCUCCGACCUGGAAAUCGACAGUGAUGAGGAAGCGCCUGACGAACAGCGCAGGACGGCUGGCGCGGACGACGCGCCAUGUGCAGACACUCGACGGCAAGCCAUCGACCCCACGAGCGGAUUUCGCACCUCGUCGCCGCGGCGUUGCUCUUGUCAGGAGAGCGACAAGAUCAAAAGGAACCUGCUGGGAGACAGCGAGAAUCGAGGAGCUAGCCAGGGAAUGCUUGUAACUCCCAGAGGUGAAUCUGUCGCUUGCUCCGUGAAUGUUAAAACUGGUGACGACGGACAGGACGGAGAGUCGAGACGCCCGAGACGCUCGAAUCUGGGAGAAGGCAAAGCUCCGAUAUCGGAGGGAACCGAGAUUCAACCGCGUCCAGGCUCGAAAGAAGCAAACAGAGGAAGUUGCGGUGGAGGCGAAGAACUAAACGAAAGUACCAGAGGAGCUCGAGAUGAUCCUGAAGAAGCAAAGGCUUCCUUGGGACGAACGAAAAACCACAAGAGUCUCAGAAGAGAGCGAAGAAACUCCCAGGAGACGCACACACAGUCCAAGGCUCGCGCGAUAACCGACGUCGGCGCAGGCGGCAGAGAGGAGACGCGAAUCAACGAAGAGGAAGAAGACGGCUUCGGUCCGGAUUCGACGAAAGGGUGCAUUCCCUUGGAGACCGCCCAGCCUGCGGCUUGUCUCUCGUGCGAGUCGACAGUCGCAGAGUUCGUCUCCUCUUUCUCUCCGGCUGCCUCGCCCAUGAAAAAUGGCGCAGCCUUGACGGCUCUGGACUCCUGUGCGGAAGCGCGGCUUCCGACGUCAGUCCCUCCCCUGUGUGGAGGACCGUCUUCCCCCGCUCUUUUACCGAAGAGGCGUUCAGACGCGGCAACGGAAACGCCAGCCUCUCCUGUUCGUCGGGAAGAGGGAGGAGAGGAAGUGACACAGAUGAAGAAAUCGAAGGCGACGUUGAAACGCGACGCUUUCCCUCUGUUGCUCUCGCAAGAGCCUCCCUGCUCUCCGUGCGCCAUCUCGACAGAUCGCGUCGCGUUGGCGCCGAUUUCGUCCUCAGACGCGGGGUCUCUUUCUCUGGAUUUGACUUCCUUUUCGUCCUCUCCUUGCGCAUGUGGAGCCCCAACUUCCGUUUCUUCUUCUUCGCACUCUGCUCCUUUUUCAUCUUCUGCUACUGCGUCUUCUGCUGUGACAGGGUGUGCUUCUGCGGUUCUUGGAUAUCCAUCCGUUGCUUCUACAUGUCUGGAAGGUGCAUCGUUUCCUUUCCACUCUUCUGAUGCUUCGUCUCCUGCUCCGUUUCCCGCGGCUGCGUUACCUGCUGCUACUGCUGUGUCUCGAGAGUCUUGUCCAUCGUCCUCGUCUCUCUCCGCGUCUUCAAGAGCCGCGUCGCUUUUCCUCAUGGAAGUGGAGAGCCUAUUCGGCGAUUCGUCUGCGUCAAGUACAGCGAAGCAGGCGAACUGUGAGAACGCAGAAGAGGGUGCAAGGGGGGCAGUUGCCGAGCAGGCAGACGCGCCUCCAAAGGGGGGCACGGCAUCGUCUGCGCUCGUCAACAGCAACGCUGGAGUUUGUUGCCGUCUUUGGUCUUCUUCGAGUCGCCUGCCGCCUGCCGGGGCCGUCGACAGGUUAGCAGAAGGAGGCAGCUUCGAGGAGGAACGCCAAGAACUGCAGGGAUUUGAGUUCGGUGCGAAAAACGGGGAGAUGCACCCCACAAAGAGAGAGAGGGCGGACAGCGAGAGAGCGACUGAGGAGAGAGAACGACCGAAAGGAGGAAGGCGAGGGGAAAGCGAGAACCAGAGCGAGAAAGAGAGAGAGAGACUGAAAGUGGAAGAGAGAGGGAAAUUGAGGAAAGAAGCUGCAAGACUGAGAGCUGAGUGGAGGCGGCAGGAGCGCGUGGAGAGGUACCAAGAACGAGUGCAGAAAACGCUCAAGGAGAAGGCGAUGGGUUUGAGAGAGAAAGUAGAGGAGAUACGGAGGAAAGUGAGGAAACUCUCUGAGACAGAAAGGAAACUCAGGCUGAGAAAGCGACAGAUGUACAGACUCGUGGACGCACUGGACGCCGAGAAGAGACUCGGCGAGCGGGUGUACAGACAUGUCUCGGGACUGAAGGCAGAGACGCAGCGGGAGAGAGAAGCGCUCCUGCAGGAAAAGAUGUCCGUGAAGAGAGAGAAAGCAGAACUAGAUAGAGAGCGAGAAGUCCUGCGGCGGGAGAAAGAAGAUCUCUGUCAACAUGAAGCCGAGCUGGAGAGAGAACGAGAGGAGUUGCUGAAGGAGGAAGCAGAGUUAAGGAACAAAGAGCACUCUUUAGCGGUCGCGCGAGAAGAAGUGGACGUCUGCCGGCUGCAGCUGUGGAAAGAAAAAGAGGCGUUUGAGGAAGAGAAGGAUGUGUAUCGCCGAGAAUGCGACAAACUCUGUCGAUUGCGCAGCGAACCUGGGAGGUCUGAACCCCAGAGCAGGCGGGGCGAAGACAAAAGAGAAGAGGACGAAAGAGAGGGAGAAGAACAAAGUGAAGCAACAGCGGCGGAGACGCAGCAGAUGGAGAGAGAAGAGCGGCUGGCUUGGGUCGACGAAAAGGUUGCGAGUCUCCGGGCAGACCUCGAGGAAGAGAAACAGAAACUGGAGCGCGAGAAGAGGGCGUUUGAGUCGCAAGUUUCCGUGCGCGAGCACAAACUCGGGGACAUGCUCGAGUCUCUCAAGCAACAGACGAAGGCCUUUCUUUUGUCUCAAGAGCGGCUGGAAAGCGAUCGUGAGUCUCUGGAGAGAAGGAAGGCAACGCAUGCAGCGGACCUCAAAACAUUCGCUAGAGAAAAACAAGUUCUCGCGAGACAAAGAGAAGCAGUCGACCGCCACUGGGAAAGAUGUUGCGAGGUCCUACAGAAGGCAAGAAAAGAGAGGCAGCGAGGACCCCCGAUCGACACAAUCAGAGAAGGACGAGAGAGAGAGGGGAGAACUGAAGGGGACAGUGGCGCAGCAGGUGAAGCAGAGACAGACGGAGACAAUUGCGUUUUCUUCUCGAGUGAAAGUGAAGGCUCCAAGACUGUCUCUGCCCUCUGCUUCGACGCGACACCUGAGUCGCCCAGAUCUUCUUUCCACUCACCCUCGGCGCCUUCAGAGUCACUGGCAGGGGAUGGAUGGCCUCUGCCGCAUUUCGGGACGGUGGCUAGCAGAGAGAGGACGAAUGCAGCGACAUACAUGAAGGACGACGACAGCGGGGAAGGUGAAGACGAUGAAGAAGAAGAGGAAACGGAAGCAGCAGAGCCCAGCGGUGGGCUGUAUGUUGACGAGACAGGAGACGGAAGCGUCGCGGAGAGCGAGCCAGGGGAGGAGCGAGGAAGGCGCCAAGAAACGAAAGAAGAGACAGGCAAACAGCUGGAGCCAGGCAGGAGAGCGCUGAGUUUCUCGUACAUCAGUCCCUCGUGCGUUUCAACGUUUCUACGCAGAGAACAGCCGACACACAAAAAGACACGGAAAGAGGCAACGGAGACAGACGAAGAAGCAGAGAACAAGAACGAGAAAAAGAAAGGGAACAAAAAGGAGAACAAGAGAGAGAAGAAGAAAGAGAAGAGGCCUUUCUCCUUUCGUGAUCCUCUGUGCCAGGAGAAUUCACCUGAGGCAGCAUAUGUUCUUACGGAGGACGACGAAGCUGGAGAUGUCCAAGGUCCACGCUGCCCAGAGGACGACGAGUGCUCAGGAGGCCAUGACUGCGCAAGAGAAGCGAGAGACACGCAACGCGCCUCUGGACUUUGCCAGGCGCGGACGGCAGCUCUGGAGUGGACAUGCGACGACCUCGCGCAGAGGUUCCGGCGGAGCAACGAGGAGCUUCGGAAAUGCGAGGAGGCGCUUGCAGCGGCGCUAGCGGAGAAGGCGCGUCUGGCGGCCACAGUUCACCUGCUUUCUCGGCAAAUUGAGGAUUCGGCUAAAAAACAUCCCAGGCAGAACGAAGGCAGCUCGGCCCGCGAAGGAGACACUGGAGCCCGUGAAGGAGACACUGGAGCCCGUGAAGGAGACGCAGGCGACCACGCACGACGAGGGUGUUCUCCGCCAGAGAGCGAACCGGAGUUUGUGCAGAGAGAUCGCGAAGACGAGACAUUUCGAGAACAGCUUGGGAGGCUGUUGGUGAAACAGGAAGAGUAUCAGAGACGCGUGACGCAAGCUGAGGAAGAAGUCGAACGCCUAGAGGCGCACCAGCUGCAGCUGCUCGAGAGGCUCAGACAGGCAGAGCAGGAGAAGGAGACUCUGCGAGAAUCGUGUGCCGCCCACCGUCUCGCUCACGAGGAAACAAAGUCGCUGCUGGCAGCAGCUUCUGCAAAGCUCGCCAAGAGGAACGCCGAGUUCGCGAAGGUGGAGAGGAAAGCGCGACUCGCCUUGGAGUCUGCGAGGGAUGCCGAGCUCCGAGCGUCGACGGCGGAAAGAAAGGCUGGCGCUGCUGAAGCUGCGCUGGAGACGGCAGCGGUGACAGCGGCUGAGCGAGAAGCAGAGAGAAUUCGCGAGUCGCAGAAGGCCGUGGAGGCAACGAGCAGAGAAAUCGCACAGGUGAAAGCAGCGCUGUGUGCCGCUGAAGAGAUGGCGCGAAAGACGAGGGAAGAGCACGAAGCAGCCGAGGCUGCCUGGCAACGCAGGUUGGACGCGAAAACCGAAAAAGAAAACGGCCUGCUGGCAGAGUUGCAGGAGACACAAACGCGUCUCGAGCAGAUGCAGCUUCUGCACUCGGCCUUUCACAGUCGCAUGCAUCACGUCCAAACCUGUCUUCUUGAGGCCUCGCGACCUUUGGGGUCUCCGCCUGACGCGCAAGCGCAAACGCCUUCUGCUCCCGCGUCUUGGCCUGUUUCUGCUCGCUCGAAGCUUCUGCCAGCACCUGCUGUCUGCAAGCCGGAGGCGACAAUCCCCUGGACGACGAGAACACCGGGCGCGAGAGAGGUGCACUGUGCCCUCGAGCGAAGAAUGAAAUCAAACACCCUCUCUCUUUUGCGAUCUCCUCGGCAUCCUGAGAACUCCCAGGGACAUCAGGGGAGUCGCAGACCGCACGCCAAGAGCCGCCCGCUUCUGCUUCCUCCUCCCGACUUCGCCUCUCUGCUUGCCUCUGCGUCUUCCAGCUCCUCCGUUUCUUCGGUCAACUCUUUCUGCUCGCCUUCCUCCUCCACGUCCGCAUCUUCUUCUUCCUUCUCCUCGUUCUCUUCCUGCUCUCCAGCGCGAGCUCUAAGAGACUCUGCGGCGACGCUUGCUCUCCGCGCCGCCGCGAGGUCACCCGCUGGCGUCGCCUGUGGCGGAGACGCUGUGAGGCCUCGGCCGGCGCGGGAGUCUUCCUCCUUCUUGGCAUCGCCUCUGGCGGCCUCAGCCGUCUCAGUGGAGCCGGCGUCUCUUCCAGAAAGGACGAGCGACAGGCCGAAAAGAGAAAAGAAACGCAAGGAAGAGAGUGCCUUGCGUCAGAGCGUCCCGGCGGAGACAAUCCCACAACCCAGAAAGGAAACCAAUGCGAAGUGUGGGGAAACGCGAAGCCGCCGAGAAGAUGGAAUACGCGACAAGGACAUACUGAGUGGCGAAGGAAAGCAAAGUCGACCUUGUGUUUUUUCACGGUCGUCGCCGCGUUUCUCUCUCGAGACUUGCGGUCGCGUCUCCCCAGAGAGAACAGUCACUUGCGCCACCGCUGCGUCUUCGCAGCCUUCUCCAGAAACCGCUUCGCAUCCUUCUGCCUCUCUAGCGUGUGCCUCCGCUUCUGCGCUGAUUCCAUCUGCCGUGACUUGGUUCCUUUCUCCGACUUCGCGGCGAUCUCGUUCGCGAGCGCUCCCCUCUGGGGCGCCUCAGCCGGCCGGGCCAGCCUCGAGGAGAGCGAGCGAGACGAGAGAGAACGGAGGGAAGAUCGAGAACAGCGAGGGUGUGGAGCACCGCUCGGGUGGAGGUGAACAGAAAAAGAAGAGAGAAGACGGAAAGAGGGCAGAAACGCAACGGGGAGGACGAGGGAAUGAGACACCCCCAGCAGGAGUUCUGAGGCUGACAAAGCGGCUCGCGACUGCCGAGCUGCAUGCUCUGCUUAGUGGCCGACAGUUAGGUUGCUGACAACAACUCCAGUGAUGAGAGAGAUGAAGCGCCUCCUUCUUCAUGAGAGAGGCAGGCAGAGAAAGAGAGAACGGAGACAGUUCGCUUCCAUCUAGUAUAGUGAAUAGAAGUCCAGUGAGGUGAUUGAGAAAUCCCGAUGCUCUGUGAUUGGUGUACACCUGCCAACGAGAAAGAGAUUGGGAAAAGACACGAGUCGCAAGGUCGCCAGGAAUUCGGAAAGGCCCACCAGAUGAACAGUCCAUGUGAUUUGACAAAGCCUUUUGACCUCAGUUUCUAAAAUGUACUCCACAUUGUCGCCGGCAUGCUCUUUGUGGACGCUAUUCUCGUGUCUCAACGUCGCGAAACGACCUUGUGGUUGAAACUGUCAUCGUGGAGCCGCGAACGAAAGUCAGAUCCGGCACCGGAGUGAAAGAAAGCAAAGUUCGUGGAACAUACAGAACAGUCUCUCUUGUGCCUCUCCCCCUGUCCCUGGUCUCUGUGCUUGUCUUUUUUCUCUACUAAUGUUCUGCUUCCGACCUGGUCGGUCUGUGUACCAACCGCUCUUUACCUCAGCGAGGUUUUGUCUGUCGCAAUCGUCUUCGCUCAUUCGUUAAAA